Molecule: messenger RNA, 1058 nt
Organism: Hemicordylus capensis (graceful crag lizard)
Lineage: Eukaryota; Metazoa; Chordata; Lepidosauria; Squamata; Cordylidae
Exons: 2
Coding region: 134-892 (252 amino acids)
Source: RefSeq, a predicted model, not a curated record
GCCGCGGAACUGGUGAGGAUGAAGGCUCUUGCAAUGACUGCCUGCUAUACUUGGAUUCUAAAGAUGGGAAGGCAGUUAGGUAAAAAAACUAAGGGAGGCGGUGGAUGUCCUGAAUCGGAGGCUGGAGGCCGUGAUGGGUUGGAUGUGGGCUAAUACACUGAAAUUGAAUCUGGAUAAGACGGAGGUACUGUUGGUCAGUAGGAGAGCCAAUCGGGAUGAGGAGAUUUUACUGGUUCUGGAUGGCGUUGCACUCCCCUUGAAGGAGCAAGUACGCAGCUUGGGGGUACUACUGGACCCGGCUCUGCUUUUGGAGGCUCAGGUGGAGGCGGUGGCCAGGGGUGCCUUUGCAUGGCUUCGGCUGGUGCGCCAGCUGCGUCCCUUUCUCGAGAAGGCAGAUCUGGCCACGGUUACCCACGCCUUAGUCACGUCACGGCUGGAUUACUGUAACGCGCUCUACGUGGGGCUGCCCUUGAAGAAUAUCCGGAAACUGCAGCUAGUGCAAAACGCGGCAGCGAGGGUUUUAUCUGGAGCUGCCCGUUGGGAACAUAUCAUCCCCAUUUUGAAAGAGCUGCACUGGCUAUCGGUUCAUUUCCGGGUCCAAUUCAAGGUGCUGGUUUUGACCUUUAAAGCCCUAAACGGUUUGGGCCCGGGGUAUUUGAGGGACCGCCUGCACCCAAGGGUUGCUGCCCGCCUGACGAGGACAUCUGAAGGGGCCCUGCUCUGGGUGCCGACAAUGAGAGAGGCCCGGCUGUCGUGCACUCGGGACAGGGCCUUCUCUGUUGCUGCCCCCAGACUCUGGAAUGCUCUCCCAGUGGCCAUUCGUUCCUCGGACUCCAUCACGGCUUUUAGAAAGCUUGUAAAGACUUGGCUUUUUACCCAGGCUUUUACAUAAUCGUUUUUACUGCUGCUUCUGGAUGUUUUUAUCUGUUGUAUUGUUUUAUGCCUGUUUUUAUAUGUUUUUAUACUUUUAGCAUGAUGUUUUUAUUGUGUUUUUAUUGUAUGUUUUUAACUUUUGUAAACCGCCUUGGGGUUAUCUUUUUAACGAAAGGCAGUAUAAA